AAUACUCAGUUCUUCCUCCUCUGUUUUUAGUCCUGCGUUCACAAAUCUCUCUGUUUUCUGCCUUACCAAAACAAGAAACCAGAACGAAAUGGCUUCUAUUUCUCACUUGAACCAAUUCCCAUGCAAGACCCUCUCAGUAAACCAAUCAAAAACCCAAUUUACUUCCAAGCCAGCAAUUUCCGCGCCGAAUUCGGUCAAAAUCGGCCCGAAACGAAUUGGGAAAUCUUGGAUUCGGGCCGGGGAAUUCAUCCGGGAGCGACGGAGUUUCCGGGUCCGGGCGGUGAACGAUGACGAGUGGGGCCCGGAUAAGGAGGAGGGUCCAUAUGCGGCGGCGGUUGCGGUGGUGGAGGAGGCGAAGCCGGCGGAGCCUAGCGAGAUUGAUAGGCUGAAGAAGGCGCUGGUGGACUCGUUCUACGGGACGGAUCGGGGGCUGAAAGCGACGAGCGAGACCAGAGCAGAGAUCGUGGAGCUCAUCACGCAGCUGGAGGCGAAGAAUCCGACGCCGGCGCCGACUGAGGCCUUGUCUCUUCUCAAUGGCAAAUGGAUUCUCGCGUACACAUCUUUUGCAGGUUUGUUCCCAUUGUUGUCGAGGGGUUCAUUGCCCUUAGUAAAGGUGGAGGAAAUAUCACAGACAAUUGACUCGGAGAAUUUUACCGUCCAGAACUCUGUCCAAUUUGCUGGGCCAUUGGCUACAACUUCAAUUAGUACCAAUGCCAAGUUUGAAGUCCGAAGUCCAAAGCGUGUGCAGAUAAAGUUUGAUGAAGGUAUAAUUGGGACUCCCCAAUUAACUGACUCGAUAGUGAUACCAGAAAAUGUGGAAUUUCUUGGACAAAAGAUUGACCUCACACCCUUCAAGGGCUUAAUCACCUCUGUUCAAGAGACAGCUUCAUCCGUUGUGAAGACCAUUUCCAGCCAACCGCCAGUGAAGUUCUCUAUCUCAAACAGCAAAGCUGAAUCAUGGUUACUUACCACAUACCUUGAUGAAGAAAUUCGAAUUUCAAGGGGAGAUGCUGGCAGCGUGUUCGUGCUCAUCAGGGAAGGCAGCUCCCUCUUAACGCCCUGAGCAAACUUAUAUUCUUAUUAGCAUUCUACUUCACCAAAUACAGUAUAUAUAUGUGGUAGACCUAUGGUGAUAAAUCCAAGAAACUGGAUCUGUAGUAGUUCUGUAUUGUUAAGAGAUGAUAGAGUAGCUGUGAAACCUAA
Messenger RNA from Alnus glutinosa, 1203 nucleotides. RefSeq names its product plastid-lipid-associated protein, chloroplastic-like. The transcript is spliced from 3 exons. The coding region runs from base 89 to 1063 and encodes 324 amino acids. The record is from RefSeq and is a predicted model, not a curated record. Lineage: Eukaryota; Viridiplantae; Streptophyta; Magnoliopsida; Fagales; Betulaceae.